Molecule: messenger RNA, 678 nt
Organism: Leptopilina heterotoma
Lineage: Eukaryota; Metazoa; Arthropoda; Insecta; Hymenoptera; Figitidae
Product: piggyBac transposable element-derived protein 3-like
Exons: 1
Coding region: 1-678 (225 amino acids)
Source: RefSeq, a predicted model, not a curated record
AUGACUGUUAAUCGGUUUGGUUUUCUUCUGAGCCACUUGCAUAGAAAUGAUAAUGCUAAAGAACCUAAAAAAAGAGACCACGGUUACGACAAAUUGUAUAAAUUAAGGCCUGUUCUUGAUAAACUUGGACAAACAUUUAUAGAAUGUUGGCAACCAGGAGAAUACCAAGCUAUUGAUGAAACGAUGAUCAAAUUUAAAUUUCCCAAUAGCUUGAAGCAGUAUUGCACUGCUAAACCGAUAAAACGAGGCUAUAAAUGUUGGACAAGAGCAGACGAAUCUGGAUGCGUGUGUGAAUUCCAGGAAUACACAGGGAAAGCAGUAACAGCGGAAAAGCAGUUACUCGCAGGAGUAGUGAAGGAUCUUACACGCGAGCUGGCUGGUGGAAAUCAUGACGGGUAUUUUUACUUCUUCACUGGAGUUGAUGUUUUGCUAUUACCAAAAGAGUAUCAGAUUUUUUCAUGUGGCACAGUGAGGUCUAAUCGCUCUAAGCUGCCUAAAAGCAAAACGAAAGAUAGCACAGUGAAAAAGGUGACUACGAAUAUCAAACGACAUCUACAGGAUUGCAAUGGAUCAAGUGAAUGGACAAAAAGGCUGUUCACUUUUCAUCUAACUACCAUGACCCCUCUGAAACUACAGUUGUCAAUCGUGGACAGAAGGAAGGUUCUUUGCAAGCUGUGA